Knipowitschia caucasica is the source of this 555-nucleotide messenger RNA. NCBI's taxonomy places the organism in Eukaryota, Metazoa, Chordata, Actinopteri, Gobiiformes, Gobiidae. The record is from the annotation of a GenBank genome assembly.
AUGCCCCAACCCAAGUACAGAAAGAUCGCAGUGAUUGGAUACAGAUCAGUAGGAAAGUCAUCCCUGACAAUACAGUUUGUGGAAGGGCAGUUCGUUGACUCCUACGACCCCACUAUAGAAAACACUUUUAAUAAACUCGUGAAUGUCCGCGGCCAAGACUUUAACCUGCAGCUGGUGGACACUGCGGGGCAGGAUGAAUACUCGAUUUUCCCGCAGUCUCACUCUAUGGACAUCCAUGGAUACGUGCUUGUCUACUCUGUGACGUCAAUGAAGAGUUUUGAAGUGGUGCAAUCUCUACACGACAAACUACUGGAUAUGGUUGGAAAGAUCCAAGUUCCAACGGUCCUCGUCGGGAACAAGAAGGACUUACACAUGGAACGAGUCAUCAAACACGAGGAGGGAAAGAAACUUGCCGAUUCCUGGGGAGCAGCUUUUAUGGAAUCGUCAGCCAAGGAGAACGAGACUGCCGUGGAGGUCUUCAAACGGAUUAUCUUGGAGAUGGAGAAGGCGGAUGGGAACGUACAGCAGGAGGAGAAGAAGUGCAUCGUCAUGUGA